CGGCGGCGGCGGAGGCUGCCGGGAAGGGCGGGGAGCUGCGGGCCGCCGGCCGUGGCGGCGGCGGACCUACCUCUGGGGACGCGUCGGAGAAGGGGGAACCCCGUACGGCCCCCACCAGCUCCCGGUCGGCGGGCGCUGCGGCAGCCGGGCCCAGCCGAGCCGUCGCCGCCGCCAUGCACGACGCGUUCGAGCAUGUGCCGAUCCUGGAGAAGCUGCCGCUGCAGAUCGACUGCCUGGCGGCCUGGGAAGAGUGGCUCCUUGUUGGUACCAAACAAGGGCAUCUUCUUCUUUACAGGAUCAAGAAAGACCUGGGUUGCAAUAGAUUUGAAGUGACACUAGAGAAAUCCAACAAGAACUUCUCAAAAAAGAUUCAGCAGAUUCAUGUUGUUUCUCAGUUUAAAAUUCUGGUCAGUCUGUUAGUCCCGGCUCUUCUGACUCCAGCAUGCGUAGAUUUCUGCUGCCUGCGUCCUCAAAAUAACAUUUAUGUCCAUGACCUGUUGACAUUUCAACAAAUCACUACAGUUUCCAAGGCAAAAGGUGCAUCUCUCUUCACUUGUGAUCUUCAGCAUUCAGAUACAGGGGAAGAGGUGCUGAGAAUGUGUGUGGCAGUGAGGAAGAAGCUACAACUUUAUUUUUGGAAGGACAGAGAGUUCCAUGAACUACAGGGGGACUUCAGUGUACCUGAUGUACCCAAGUCUAUGGCCUGGUGUGAAAACUCUAUCUGCGUAGGUUUCAAGAGGGACUAUUAUCUGAUACGGGUGGAUGGAAAAGGAUCCAUCAAAGAACUGUUUCCAACAGGGAAGCAGUUGGAACCACUGGUUGCCCCUGUAGCAGAUGGAAAAGUUGCAGUUGGCCAAGAUGAUCUAACUGUUGUGCUCAAUGAAGAAGGGAUCUGUACCCAGAAAUGUGCCUUGAAUUGGACAGAUAUUCCUAUAGCCAUGGAGCACCAGCCUCCCUACAUCAUUGCUGUUCUGCCAAGGUAUGUGGAGAUCCGCACAUUUGAACCCCGACUGCUUGUACAGAGUAUUGAGCUACAGAGACCACGCUUCAUCACCUCUGGAGGGACAAAUAUUAUAUACGUGGCAAGUAAUCACUUUGUUUGGCGACUCAUCCCAGUGUCCAUAGCCACACAGAUCCAGCAACUUCUUCAGGAUAAACAAUUUGAAUUGGCUUUGCAGUUGGCAGAAAUGAAAGAUGAUUCAGAUAGUGAGAAGAGACAACAAAUACACCACAUCAAGAACCUCUUUGCCUUCAACCUCUUCUGUCAGAAGCGCUUUGAUGAAUCCAUGCAAGUUUUCGCCAAACUUGGUACAGAUCCCACUCAUGUGAUGGGUCUGUAUCCUGACCUCCUGCCCACAGAUUACAGGAAACAGCUACAGUAUCCCAACCCCCUGCCAGGGCUCUCUGGGGCAGAGUUGGAGAAGGCACAUUUAGCUCUGAUAGACUACCUAACUCAAAAAAGAAGUCAACUGGUAAAGAAGCUAAAUGAUUCUGACCAUCAAUCCAGUACUUCGCCCCUUAUGGAAGGAACACCAACAAUCAAAUCCAAAAAGAAGCUGCUACAAAUCAUUGAUACCACACUAUUGAAGUGUUACCUCCAUACAAAUGUAGCACUUGUGGCACCAUUGCUACGUCUGGAGAACAAUCACUGCCAUAUUGAGGAGAGUGAGCAUGUACUAAAGAAGGCACACAAAUACAGUGAGCUGAUAAUACUGUAUGAGAAGAAAGGUCUGCAUGAGAAAGCAUUACAGGUACUGGUGGAUCAGUCAAAGAAAGCCAACUCACCUUUGAAGGGUCAUGAGAGGACAGUGCAAUAUCUGCAGCAUUUGGGCACAGAGAACUUGCACUUAGUAUUUUCUUACUCUGUCUGGGUGCUAAGAGAUUUUCCUGAAGAUGGACUGAAGAUAUUUACAGAAGACCUCCCUGAAGUGGAAGCUUUGCCACGAGAUAAAGUGCUCAGUUUCUUGAUAGAAAACUUUAAAAGUUUGGCUAUUCCUUAUCUGGAACACAUCAUUCAUGUCUGGGAAGAAAUUGGUGCAGACUUUCACAACUGUCUGAUCCAGUUGUACUGUGAGAAAGUGCAGGGCUUAAUGAAAGAAUAUCUCAACUCUUUACCUGCAGAUAAAACUCCAGUGCCUGCUGGGGAGGAAGGAGGAGACUUGGGGGAUUACCGGAAAAAACUACUUCUUUUUUUGGAGAAGUCUAGCUGUUAUGAACCUAGUCGACUAAUUAGUGACUUUCCCUUUGAUGGUCUUCUAGAAGAACGUGCUCUGCUCUUGGGUCGUAUGGGGAAGCACGAGCAAGCUCUGUUUAUUUAUGUUCAUAUUUUGAAGGACACCAACAUGGCUGAAGACUACUGCCAUAAACAUUAUGACAGAAACAAAGAUGGCAACAAAGAUGUCUAUCUAUCUCUUCUCCGGAUGUAUCUCUCCCCGCCUAGUGUUCAUUGCUUAGGGCCAAUCAAGAUGGAAGUGCUGGAGCCUCAAGCCAAUCUGCAGGCUGCUCUGCAGGUGUUGGAGCUGCAUCACAGCAAACUGGAUACCACCAAGGCAAUAAACCUUCUACCAGCAAAUACACAGAUUAGUGAGAUUCGAAUCUUCCUAGAGAAAGUCCUUGAAGAAAAUGCGCAAAAGAAGAGAUUCAAUCAAGUACUGAAGAAUCUUCUCCAUGCUGAAUUUCUGAGGGUCCAGGAGGAGCGAAUUUUGCAUCAGCAAGUGAAGUGCAUAAUUACAGAGGAGAAGGUGUGCACUGUAUGUAAAAAGAAGAUAGGCAACAGUGCAUUUGCCCGAUACCCUAAUGCAAUAGUUGUGCAUUAUUUCUGCUCCAAAGAAGUCAACACAUUGGACACCUGACCUUGUCAUGGUCAAUAAUACCAACACUCAUGAAAUUCAGAAGUGACGGCUUAAGAAGUUGAUACUUCUGAGAUUUUUGAGGCUUGUUUCUAGGUUCUCUUACACUGGGUAGAAGUAAUUUGUAUCUAUGGACUGACUGUACCUAUCUGGCUGUAUUGAUUUACUAGAAAUUGACUUUAACCAUGUCAUUAUAGUGCUGGCAACUACAUUGGACCUCUCAGAUGAAGAAUAGAAACUGAUCAGCAGUGAGCUUUGUAAUGCACUCCAACCUUGUGAGUUAUCAGACAGUUGUAGGGUGUUCACAAGUCAAGCUUUACUAUAAAGCUUACCUCCUUACAGUAACAACAUUGUGAUUUGGUCUUGUAUGUAAAUAGUUCUUCAAAAAAAUAAAAUUCCUUUGAAGUCUUUGCAGCUGUAUCAGCAUUGCAUGGAGAUCACCAGGUGUUCAGCAUAGAGAAGGCUUCUGUGCCUAUUUCUCAACCUAGACAGUAAUUUUAUUUUUCAUCCCAGUAAUGGGAAUACUUAAAUGCUGGCCAAAGGAAUGUUUUUAUUGAUAUUCAGUGUUAUCACCUGACCUUCUGACAAACAGAAUUUCCACAACGGGUUGUCAGGCAAAUAGUAGAUACCACUGGUGAGCUGCUUUUUUUUUUUUUUUUUUUUAAACAAACAAACAAACACAAACUUUAGUUUGAGAGCUGUAAAUUUAAUUAACUUUUGUGCUGUUUGCACUGCACUGCAUGGUCACUUGUAGCAUCUCUGGAAGUUCAGAGACUGUUCUGAGUUCACAUCUGCACUCAUACCAAAAAGCAAAGAACACCCUGUAAAACAACUUUUCAAGGGAUUGAACUACAGAUACUGCUUGAGCUUCUAGACUACGCUUGCAAUUUGUGUAUAUAAAGUUCUUCAGUCCCUGGUUCACUUGCCAGCACUGAAGUAAAAUCUAGACUAUUUCAACAUCUCUCUGUUUUAAAUGCAUUAGAACAACUGUGUUCUGCACAGGCUGGUACUGUUCUUAAGUUACACUUGGGCCAGAAGUCUUAACUACAAAAACUGGAUUGUACCAUACUCCUUGUAGGCUGUAAUAUUUUUGUCUAACUUCUUUUUCCGAAAUCUUUAAUCUCUAGCAAGUUGGUACUAGGGAUAUUAAAAUGUUUCGUGCAGAAGUAAUCUGAGCAUCAUUACUGAAAAGGCAGCAGUAGCAAGUAACCCAACUGAGUUGAUCUUUGACUCUAAACAUUCUGGUCUAGCAAUACCUAUAAAUAUGUAAUGAUUAAAUAAUAUGGCGCAUGACAUAACUGUCAGAUACCACCUCUUAAUGAUCAAGUAAUAAAGCCUGUCUGCCUAAGGUGUAACUCGAUCUCAGCUAACUUCAUAGGUUUAGUUAAGCCAUUGUUACAUGGGUGUGUUUUUAGGAACAAAUCUGCUGUAGGCUGGCAAGAGUCCUAAUUGACUUUCAUUUAUCACUGUUAAUAAUUUCCCUUGAUAACUGUUCUUCUGUUUUUCCAUGUGUUUAUAUUUAUUGUUUAUAUGCUGUGCAUUCCUUUGGAUUUCUUGGUCCAGUGUUUUGCUACUUCUGUAUUUGGAUAUCUUGGGCAGUAUUGCUACUGAUGUCUUUCUGUAGAAGCUGAGAAGAGGGGAUGGGUGGUGUUGGUGUUUUUAACCUUGUAUUUCUUCUAUUUGAAGAAGAGAGCCUAAAAAUGCUUAUAUUCAAUUUGCACAUUCUGUAUAGAUCUUUAUAUACUAGUUCAGGUACAGAGGGAGGAUGUUUUGGGAGAGUUGUGUUUACAGAUCAUUGAGAAUGACAGAAGGGUAUUUAUCAAGGCCCUGUAUUCUUUGUAUACAGAUAUAACAAUAUUGCUCUGAUUUUUACCCAUCUUAGGUUUAGUGCUGUUAGUAUGAUUUUUAUUUAUGUGUUAUCUGCUACCAGGAGAGCUGUAUUCACAUAUGAGGAACUUCAUUGUGCUCUUACUUUCACGGUUAAGGUUGUGCCUCUGUUCACCUCUCUUGCAUACCUUUUACAGGGAUGUGGUUUGUGCCGUAAUAUUUUUGUUGGUUCUUGCAAUGUGGUUUGGAUUUACUUAACCAUACAGCAGGUUUGUCUAAAGCAAUAGAUUGUAAUAAAUGUUGUGAACCAGUGUGUUUCAGUCAUUGUGAGGUUAAGUUUUCUGGGCUGCUCUAGAUUGUUUUUUGUAUGUUAGUCCUCGCUUUCUCCUGGAAGUCAGGCUCAAUGGAGGGGCUCCCAGUAUCACUCCUGCUUUAAUAAUGUGUAAUCCAAAUGAGGCCAUGUCAUAUGACAGCUGUUACCACUUCACAACUUUGGUUUUUAGAUCUACAAGUUUAUAAAUUGCUUGUGAAUGUUCUCAAAAUCCUACUAAAACCACUUCUGUAUUCUUUGAAUAAUGUUUUUGAAAGUCUUAUACCAUUAAAUACAUACUUAUUAGAGAAUAC
This is a messenger RNA of Cygnus olor (mute swan), 5300 nucleotides long. RefSeq names its product VPS39 subunit of HOPS complex (gene VPS39). Gene Ontology annotation, molecular function: protein binding. The record is from RefSeq and is a predicted model, not a curated record. The coding region runs from base 174 to 2852 and encodes 892 amino acids. Gene Ontology annotation, cellular component: membrane; cytoplasm. Lineage: Eukaryota; Metazoa; Chordata; Aves; Anseriformes; Anatidae. The transcript has 26 exons. Gene Ontology annotation, biological process: vesicle-mediated transport; intracellular protein transport; autophagy.